This is a messenger RNA of Anisakis simplex (herring worm), 810 nucleotides long. NCBI's taxonomy places the organism in Eukaryota, Metazoa, Nematoda, Chromadorea, Rhabditida, Anisakidae. The record is from the annotation of a GenBank genome assembly.
AUGCGAAGACAAGGCCAUCCAAGACGAAGCGUCACCUAUUCAGUGGUCGUGAAAUUCCGUCAAGAGCAUGAUCGCUUAUAUGCGGAAGCAAAACGUACAUCCGAUUAUUUGGCAGUCACAUCACAUUAUUAUUCGGUAAUGUCGCAAGUAAUUGAUGAUUAUUUCAAUGGGAAUUUCCAUUUUUCACCACCGCAAUUCAACGGACAGUCGUUUGAGGAGGCGUUGAAUGCACUGCAUUUGAAUAUUGCGAAAUGUUUGAAACUUGAUAAAGAUAAAAAAUGUCUCGAUAUCGGUUGCGGCAUUGGAACGGUAAUGAAAGAACUCUCUACGACAGGUGCAAAUUUAACGGGAUUGACAAUAGCAGCAAAUGAAGUGCACAUGGGAAAUGAAGUGUUCCGAAGUGAGAAUAUAAAGAAUUGUAAUAUAAUCGAAGGUGACUGUCACGAUAUGCCUUUCGUGAACGAUUCCUUUGAUUGUGCAUAUGCUAUUUACUCGUUGAAAUAUCUUGUGAAUUUAUUGCCCGUAAUGAGAGAGAUCAGUAGGAUACUGAAGUCGGAUGGCCUAUUGGUGAUCUAUGAUCUUUUGAAGACGAAAAAGUUUGACAAAAAUUCAAGUGAACAUCGCAGAAUUAUCGAAGGCAUUGAGUAUGCAUGUGGAAUGCCAUCACUGCACACGAGGCAAGAAAUGAUCGCUGCAGCUUCCGAAUGCAAUUUGGAGCUGAUUGAAGCAAUCGAUCUGGAUGCAUAUACAGGAUAUCCGUUUCACUAUUGUUUUUCAAACUCGAAAUUCUUCAUGUGGCUUGUUAGGUAA